Molecule: messenger RNA, 153 nt
Organism: Cladophialophora yegresii CBS 114405
Lineage: Eukaryota; Fungi; Ascomycota; Eurotiomycetes; Chaetothyriales; Herpotrichiellaceae
Exons: 3
Coding region: 1-153 (50 amino acids)
Source: RefSeq, a predicted model, not a curated record
AUGGAUGUGCCAAAGUUCAACGAACGCGAGAAAGCCCUUGAGAACGACUACAUCCGCCGCAAGGAGGCCGAAAAGUUCAAACCUGCCGCGCCAAUUCAGCCUGGCAAUACCCAAGCCUCAAAUCCGGGGCAGAAUGCCCAAGUGAAGAAAUGA